GUUUGAUUGUGCCCUGCUCUCUUAUCGUACGACUGGUGGCCACCAGCCACAACGUGCUGCAUUGUGCUGCCCCUCGGUCAUGAUCACGCGCGGCCACUUCUGUGCUGCCCCCGCGCCGUCCUGCGCGGCGGUUUGGGCCCGAGCUGACUGGCUCCGUACCGCCGCAAACUGCAUACAUUGAUACGUACAUACCCGAUUCACCGGCUGGAGCUCCGAGUUCCUGGCAGGAUGGCCGCCACCCUCCGCCUCGCCGCCCUGGCGACGCUGCUCCCGCUGGCGGCGAGCCUCACCUUGGCGACGGAGGACUCCGAAAGCACGGCGCCCGCCAAGAAGACUCUGGUGGCCACAGUGCUGCAGCACACCCAGCCGGUGCCGGCGGACUUGAUGUUGAGCCACCAGCUCCGGAUGCUCAGCAGCUCGCGCAAGAACGUGGCGCAGGUGUCCAUCAUCAACGCGAAGGUGCCCGGGGUGGACAACGCCCUGGGUACGGCCCACGACCCAGUCGUCGCGCAGCUGAGGCGCAGCUAUGGCACCACGGGCUCUGUGCAGGUUGUCGACCUCGAGUCUAAUGAGACCCGGCAGCAGGAGCUGUUGCAGAAGGUUUUCUCCGUCCGCCAGGGCAGCACCGUCGCAUUUGCCAAGAAGUUCUUCAAGCAAGACCUCACGUCCUCGGACAUGAAGCGCCAGAUGGCCUACUUCACUGCGAUGGUGCAGUUCGUCGACCUCUGCAGCCAGGCUGAGUAUGGCGUGGAGAUCUGCGCUAACAUGGAGGGGGAAUCAUUCCUGCACAGGCAGGACAAGAAGGGAUUGAUCGAGCUGGCCAGCGAGCUGUUCGACGGAGACGAGGAGGUGAUUGCCCUGCAGCCCCCGUCCUACUGCGACUACACGCAGGCUCACCACAGGCCCGCGUGGGCGAAGAAGGACAAGUGGACCAACAGCAGCUUCACCAAGUGCGUCGCCAACGCGACCAAGGCCAAGCCCGAGGCCGGCCCUGCGAACAUGCUUUUCAACCGUCAGCGCCUGAUGGCUGCGCUGCCGCUGAGCGUAAAUGCGGAUGAGCUGGACCUUGCGAAGGGCUUCGACCACGCGUUCUUGUCGGGACUGUCGCGUGCUGGGGCCAUCAAGGGCAUGCAGUGUGGCCAUUCCUUCGUCAUCAGGCCGGCGGGAGAGGAGGCCAACUGCAAGGGCAAGAAGAUGCCGCUUAAGGUCCAGGCUCUCGCCGCCGGCAAGCUGGCUGACUCCGAUGCCUCCAGGUUCUCUGGGGAGUACGGGCUGUUCAACCAGAGGGUAGUCCAGGGGUUCGAGGUGCUGGCGGACCGCAUGGAGAGGGGGAUGAUUCCUGGCCCGGCUGGAGCCGUGGGAGACAAGUGCCUGGAGAUGUGCCCGUCCAACGAUCGCAUCAAAGCGGGCAUGGCGUGGUGAGCUGCCAGCCUCACGCGAGUCCCGAGCCUGAGGGGCCUGCGCAUCUUGAUGUGCGCUCUACGGAUCACAAAAAUAUCUCGGUCAGAUGGAGGAUUCUCGAUGCAACGAACGGCACGGUCUCUUGUGGAAAGGACGGUUGAUCGUGAUAGGGAGGCA
Prorocentrum cordatum is the source of this 1578-nucleotide messenger RNA. The record is from the annotation of a GenBank genome assembly. Lineage: Eukaryota; Dinophyceae; Prorocentrales; Prorocentraceae.